Molecule: messenger RNA, 7869 nt
Organism: Cololabis saira (Pacific saury)
Lineage: Eukaryota; Metazoa; Chordata; Actinopteri; Beloniformes; Belonidae
Gene: nid2a
Product: nidogen 2a (osteonidogen)
Exons: 48
Coding region: 7-6231 (2074 amino acids)
Biological process (GO): cell-matrix adhesion
Cellular component (GO): basement membrane
Molecular function (GO): calcium ion binding
Source: RefSeq, a predicted model, not a curated record
GGGAGCAUGGAGAGAGGGGCGAUGCUGGCCGUGUCCGCGGCUCUGCUGUGGGGCUGCUGCUGCGUGGUUAAAGCCAUCCACAGGACCGACCUCUUCCCCUUCGGACCUUUAAACGGGGACUCGGCUCUGGAGGAGGGCGACGAUGAGACGUCCAAGGUGCUGUCCCUGCCCAGACCCCUGACCUUCUAUGACACCCGCUUCUUCCAGCUCUACGUGGCCACCAACGGCCUGCUCUCGGCCCAGGACCUGCCCAUGGAGAAGCAGUACGUGGACGACGGCUUCCCCACCGACUUCCCGGCCGUGGCCCCCUUCCUGGCCGACAUCGACACCAGCGGGGGCCGAGGACGCAUCUACUACCGGGUGACGGAGACGCCCGGCGUCCUCACCCGGGUGGCGCAGGAGGUUCAUCGAGGGUUCCCGGAUGCAAAGUUCACGCCGACGCACGCCGUGGUGGCAACGUGGGACAACGUGGCUGCGUACGACGCCCAGAGUGGGGGGGCUGCGUCUCCAGACAAGGUGAAUACGUUCCAGGCAGUGAUCGGCUACGACGAGACGGAUUCCUACGUUCUCUUCCUGUACCCUGAAGGUGGUCUGAACUUCUUUGGGACGCCGCCGAAGGAGUCAUACAAUGUUGAGAUUGAGCUUCCUGCUAGAGUUGGCUUCAGUCGGGGAGAAAUUACGUAUUUAAUCUUCUCCCGGACCGAGGGACCUCACUACAGUGUUACCAGCAACGAACAGAGUGUUAGAAACCUGUACCAGGUCGGUAAUACUGGGAUUCCCGGUAUUUGGCUUUUCCAUACUGGAAACCGUUACUCUUUCGACAACAUCGUUCCUGCUUCCGUUGGUGGCCUCCUUGCUACGUCACCUCCUGGAGGACGCAACAUGGACACCACCCCUCACGCCGGGUUCAACGGUUAUCCGGGAAACUCCUUCGACCCUGAGACGCAGGAAGAGGGCGGCUACACCUUAACGGGCAGGGAGCCUGAAUACCAGCCGGCGCCUGGCGGCAGCGACCGGCCCAGGGAUCUGGGCACGCCGCCGCCCUCAGAGGACUCUGCCCGUCAGCUGUUGUACCGCAGCGAAGAUGUGCCCCUGACCUCCGAACCCAGACAUGGGCCGGAACCGGCCAAUCGGCUGCAUGUUCUGCAGACGGUGUUGAGAGGAGGCGUUCAGCGCCAGGAACAGCAACCACAGCUUCCUCUGGAGGAUUUGGAUGUGUACCCCCCCAUCAGAAAUGAAUCCCCUCAUUCCCCCGGGGGCCAUGUGGUCCGCGUGGAUGAAGACGACGGGGAUUUGGACACUGGAGUGAUUCAGUACACCACCGAGAACAAGGAGACGUGUGCCAGAUUCCAGCAGGAGUGCUCCCAGAAUGCAUUUUGCUCCGACUACGUCACGGGAUUUUGCUGUCACUGCCGUCCUGGUUUCUAUGGAAACGGCCGCCACUGUCUGCCCGAAGGUGCGCCCCAGCGCGUUAGCGGGAAGGUGAGCGGAACGGUGACUGUGGGAUCGACGCCAGUGGAGCUGAAUGACAUUGACCUUCACGCCUACAUCGUGGUGGGAGACGGGAGAGCGUACACCGCCAUCAGCGAGGUACCAGAGACGCUGGGCUGGGCCCUGAUGCCGGUAGCACCCAUAGGAGAACUGUUCGGGUGGCUGUUUGCUCUGGAGCUCCCCAACAGCCAAGCGGGAUUCAGAGUGGCAGGUGCUGAGUUCGUCCGUCACGCAGAGGUGCUGUUCUACCCGGGAAACACAGCGCCUGUCCAUCCUGCAGACGGGCCGCGCCUGGACGACGAGCACCACCACCUCAGCGUCGACACCACAGUCAGCGGGACUGUGCCAUCCAUCCCCCCGGGAGCCGAGGUGCACAUGGAGCCCUUCAGGGACGUCUACCAGUACUACCCCUCCGUCGUCACCUCAACGUCGGUCAGGGAGUUUUCGGUGGUCUCGGCCGAGCGAGGCUCGGAGUCCUUCACCUUCCACCUGAUGCAGAACAUCAGCUACCGCGACUGCCGCCACGACAUCCGCGCCACGGCCCCCGAGACGCUGCAGAUCACCAUGGAGAGGGUGUUUGUGAUGUACGUCAAGGAGGAGCGGAUCCUGAGAUACGCCAUCACCAACAAGAUCAGCCCGGCUGGCGUUGAGCCUCCGGGGCCUGAGCUGGUCAACCCCUGCUACGCCGGGAACCACGACUGUGACACCACAGCGCAGUGCGUCCCACUGGAGGGCCAGGCCUUCCAGUGCAAGUGUGCCACUGGCUACAGCGGAGAUGGACACAACUGUUAUGACGUGGACGAGUGUGCUGAGGGCCCGGGCCCCUGCGGGGACCAUUCCCAGUGUGUGAACCUCCCCGGCAGCCACCGCUGUCAGUGCCACGGUGGCUUCCAGUUCAGCCAUGACAGGCGUUCCUGCGUCGACGUGGAUGAGUGCAGCUCCUCCCCGUGCCACGUCAACGGCAGAUGUGUUAAUGAACCUGGAACCUUCCGGUGUCGGUGUCAGCCCGGCUUUCAUGGGGACGGAUUCUCCUGCUCUCAGCAGGAAGAUGAACCACAACGGUCUAAAACCCACUGUGAGUACCUCAGAGACCGAGCAGGGAACAGCGGCCCAGCGGGCGCGUACGUUCCUCAGUGCGACGCUGAAGGACAGUUCGCGCCGCUGCAGUGCCACGGCUCCACUGGACACUGCUGGUGCGUGGACAGUAGGGGACAGGAAAGAGCAGGAACCAGGACUCCACCUGGUACCGCCCCCACAGACUGCAGCCAACCAGAACGUCCUAAAAGUCCCUGUGAGCACCACAGAGACGGUGUGGAGACCACCAGUCCAGAGGGGUUCCCUGUACUUGGAGCCUACGUUCCCCAGUGUGAUGAAAACGGAGCGUACUCACCACAGCAGUGUCACGGCUCUACUGGACACUGCUGGUGUGUGGACAGUAGGGGACAAGAGAGACCAGGAACCAGGACUCCACCUGGUUCUCCAUCUGUGGACUGUGACAGACCAGAUGAACCACAGCGUCCUAAGACUCACUGUCAGCACCACAGAGACCGUGUCCACAGCAGCAGUCCAGAUGGACGUCCUGUAGCUGGAGCCUACGUACCAGAGUGUGAUGAAAAGGGACAAUAUCGACCACGGCAGUGUCACGGCUCUACUGGAUACUGCUGGUGUGUGGACAGUAGAGGAGAAGAGAGACCAGGAACCAGGACUCCACCUGGUUCUCCAUCUGUGGACUGUGACAGACCAGAUGAACCACAGCGUCCUAAGACUCACUGUCAGCACCACAGGGACCGUGUCCACAGCAGCAGUCCAGAUGGACGUCCUGUAGCUGGAGCCUACGUACCAGAGUGUGAUGAAAACGGACAAUAUCGACCACGGCAGUGUCACGGCUCUACUGGAUACUGCUGGUGUGUGGACAGUCGAGGAGAAGAGAGAGCAGGAACCAGGACUCCACCUGGUUCUCCAUCUGUGGACUGUGACAGACCAGAACGUCCUAAAAGUCCCUGUGAGCACCACAGAGACGGUGUGGAGACCACCAGUCCAGAGGGGUUCCCUGUACUUGGAGCCUACGUUCCCCAGUGUGAUGAAAACGGAGCGUACUCACCACAGCAGUGUCACGGCUCUACUGGACACUGCUGGUGUGUGGACAGUAGGGGACAAGAGAGACCAGGAACCAGGACUCCACCUGGUUCUCCAUCUGUGGACUGUGACAGACCAGAUGAACCACAGCGUCCUAAGACUCACUGUCAGCACCACAGAGACCGUGUCCACAGCAGCAGUCCAGAUGGACGUCCUGUAGCUGGAGCCUACGUACCAGAGUGUGAUGAAAACGGACAAUAUCGACCACGGCAGUGUCACGGCUCUACUGGAUACUGCUGGUGUGUGGACAGUAGAGGAGAAGAGAGACCAGGAACCAGGACUCCACCUGGUUCUCCAUCUGUGGACUGUGACAGACCAGAUGAACCACAGCGUCCUAAGACUCACUGUCAGCACCAUAGAGACCGUGUCCACAGCAGCAGUCCAGAUGGACGUCCUGUAGCUGGAGCCUACGUACCAGAGUGUGAUGAAAACGGACAAUAUCGACCACGGCAGUGUCACGGCUCUACUGGAUACUGCUGGUGUGUGGACAGUCGAGGAGAAGAGAGACCAGGAACCAGGACGCCACCUGGUUCUCCAUCUGUGGACUGUGACAGAGCAGAUGAACCACAGCGUCCUAAGACUCACUGUCAGCACCACAGAGACCGUGUCCACAGCAGCAGUCCAGAUGGACGUCCUGUAGCUGGAGCCUACGUACCAGAGUGUGAUGAAAACGGACAAUAUCGACCACGGCAGUGUCAUGGCUCUACUGGACACUGCUGGUGUGUGGACAGUAGAGGAGAAGAGAGACCAGGAACCAGGACUCCACCUGGUUCUCCAUCUGUGGACUGUGACAGACCAGAUGAACCACAGCGUCCUAAGACUCACUGUCAGCACCACAGAGACCGUGUCCACAGCAGCAGUCCAGAUGGACGUCCUGUAGCUGGAGCCUACGUACCAGAGUGUGAUGAAAACGGACAAUAUCGACCACGGCAGUGUCACGGCUCUACUGGAUACUGCUGGUGUGUGGACAGUAGAGGAGAAGAGAGACCAGGAACCAGGACUCCACCUGGUUCUCCAUCUGUGGACUGUGACAGACCAGAGGAACCAGAGCGUCCAAAAACUCACUGUGAGCGGCACAGAGACCGAGCGCAGAGCAGCAGUUCAGAGGGGAAUCCCAUCGUCGGGCUCUUUGUGCCCCAGUGUGACGCUGAAGGACAGUACUCCCAACUUCAGUGUCAUGGUUCCUCUGGACACUGUUGGUGCGUUGACCAGGAUGGACAGGAGCGAGCAGGAACCAGGACGCCACCUGGGACACAACCCAAGGACUGCGACCAACCCGAGCGUCCUAGGACGGAGUGUGAGCAGCAGAGAGCCGGACUCCGGACCUCGGGUUCCGUGGCGGGAGGGUUGGUUCCUCGCUGUGAUGCAGAAGGACAGUAUCUACCUCAGCAGUGCGGCGGCUCCGAUGGUCCUUGCUGGUGUGUGGACAGCAGUGGGAAGGAGAGAGCAGGAACCAGGACUCCACCUGGCACCACGCCUGUCGACUGUGACCGAGAAGCCGCCUCCAACACCCGUCCCGAGUCCAUCUGCGAGCAGUGGAGGGCCACCCUGAUCGAGCACUACGGCGGGGAGCCGGGGCCCCAGCAGUACCUGCCACAGUGCGAGCCGGACGGACAUUUCAGUCCAGUCCAGUGUUACGGCGAGACCCCUUACUGCUGGUGUGUGGACCAGGAUGGACGGGAGAUUCCUGGGACCCGGUCCUACGACGUGGUCAAACCUGCAUGCCUGUCAUCGGUGGCCCCGCCCACUGUGCGUCCGUUGCCCCGCCCAGACGUGACCCCUCCACCCAACACUGACGUCACGCUGCUGUACGCUCAGGGACAGAAAAUCGGAGCGCUCCCUCUGAACGGGACCAAAAUGGACGGGAGCGGGUCCAAAACGCUGCUGACUCUGCACGGCUCCAUCGUGGUCGGUCUGGCCUACGACUGCAAGGAGAACCACGUGUACUGGACGGAUCUGUCCGCCAGGACCAUCAACCGAGCCCCCAUGAGAACCGGAGCCGAGCCCGAGAUCCUCAUCAACACCAACGUCGUCAGCCCUGAGGGGCUAGCCGUGGACGUGCGGCGCCGGCUGAUGUUCUGGGUGGACUCGGCGCCCGACGUCAUCGAGGUGGCCAACCUGGACGGCAGCGGGAGGAGGACGCUGUUCAACACGGACCUGGUCAACCCCCGCUCCAUCAUCGUGGUGUCCUCUACGGGGACUCUGUACUGGACCGACUGGAACCGGGAGGCUCCCAAGAUCGAGAGCGCGUCGGUGGACGGGCGGGACCGCAGGGUGGUGGUGUCUGACGGGAUCGGGCUGCCCAACGCGCUGACCCACGACUCGUCCUCGGGCCAGGUCUGCUGGGCCGACGCAGGUACCAAGCGUCUGGAGUGCGUCUCCCCGGACGGGUCGGACCGCAGGGUGAUCCACUCCGGCCUCAACUACCCCUUCAGCAUGGUGCACCACGGGAACCACUUCUACUACACUGACUGGAGGAGGGACGGCGUGGUGGCCGUCAACAAGGACAGCAGUAGGAUCACUGACGAGUACCUGCCCGAGCAGCGCUCCCACCUGUACGGCAUCGCCAUAGCAACCAGCCACUGUCUACCAGGGAGCCACUAACCCGGACCCCCAGGUCCCCCCGGUGCUACGGUCCUGGGAGCGACCCGGACAUGGGAGAGACCCGGCCCAGCAGGACGGCCGUCGGGGGACCAGAACCACCCCGACCCCUCUCACCUCCAGCUUAUAACCCAAAGUAAAUGUGUUUGUAAAUUUGUCUCAUACCUCAUUUUUUCUACUGUAUUUUUGUAUUUGUGAGUUGUUUUGCUUUUUUAUUGAUUAGCGCUACAUCAUCAGUUUUUUUUGUACGCUUGUUUUUAUUUUUAAAGAAGACAAUUAUGACCUUUUUCUUUUAAUCAAAUUCACGCAACAUCCUGAAGUCUUGCUAGAGUAUCUGUGCAGUCCUAAACAAAGGGACUGGGUUGCAUCUUGUGUUUUUUUUUUUUAUUUGGUAUCCACUUCAGACAAUCAGAUAUAUACGGAAGAGUAUUAGGGCCAGGCAGGAGAAAAAUAAAAAUAUUUUAGAGGAGGAAGAUUUUUUUCCCAUUAUGCAUUUCGAGGAAAAAGUCGAAACGUCAAGAAAAAAGUCAAAAUGUCGAGAUUAAUGUUGAAAUACAAUUUCAAGAAAAAAAGUCAAAAUUUCGUGAAUAAAGUCGAAAUGUUGAGAAAACAGGCAAAAUUUCAACUUUAUUCUUGAAAUUGUAUUUCAACAUUAAUCUCGACAUUUUUGAAGUGCACAAUAAAAAAAAAAUCUUAUACGGUAAUAAAAAAUAAAAAAAAUUUCUCCUGCAUGGCCCUAAUACUCUUCCGUAGAUAUAUCCUCAAGCUGUGUUUUUAAAUAAACUAUGAACCCUUUAAGGCCAAAAAACAGUGACACAAAGCUUUUCAAAGUUCUGCUAUGAAUAUGAACAUCAGGGUUUUAGUUUUCCAGUCUAGCUUUCAUUAGUUUCUUGGUUCAGGUGCUAGUCGACAACUUUGGGGCAACUCAUUUGUCUUUUACCGAGAGCUGGAUGAAGAUGCCUGACUGGGACGAAGCCAGAGUCAGAUCUUAGCAGCAACGGGAAAAAGAAAGAAAAAAAAAAAAAAAAAGAUAGCUAGCAGCAGAGUAUUAGGGCCAGGCGGGAGAAAAAUAAAAAUAUUUUAGAUUAUGCACUUCGAGAAAAAAGUAGAAAUGUCGAGAUUAAUGUUUCAAGAAAAAAAGUCAAAAUGUUGAGGAAAAAAAGGCAAAAUUUCGACUUUGUUCUUGAAAUUGUAUUCCAACAAUAAUCUCGACAUUGCGACUUUUUUCUUGAUGUGCACAACAAAAAACCUUCCCCUCUCAAAUAUUUUUUCUCCUACAUGGCCCUAAUACUCUUCCGUAGUCGUGCCUCCAGAAAUCCUACUGGUUGUUUUCCUGCUCCAGCUCUCCAAUAAGGAACCUUCAAUCCUCAUCUACAAGCACAAGUAUUACAAAGAGACAAUCACUUCCUGUUAAAGGUUUUUGCAUCUCAAGACUCGAAACCUGGAUUCAACUCAUUUCUCUGGAUUAAACCCGGCGAUUGUGACGUUAGUCGCCUGGUGACUGUCAGAUUUCCCCUCCGAUUUCUCUGCACUAAUCUAUAUUUUUACAUCCAAACAUUGGGGUAUUUUACUAAAUAUUUUUGACUAUAUUUCAAAUCUUUUGUUUUUCUGUCAAUGAGAAGUGAUAUUUAUAACAAUAAA